This is a messenger RNA of Manduca sexta (tobacco hornworm), 1397 nucleotides long. It is a transcript of the gene CycH, whose product is annotated as cyclin-H. Bases 107 to 1084 code for a protein of 325 amino acids. Gene Ontology annotation, molecular function: cyclin-dependent protein serine/threonine kinase regulator activity. Gene Ontology annotation, biological process: regulation of cyclin-dependent protein serine/threonine kinase activity; regulation of transcription by RNA polymerase II; DNA-templated transcription. The transcript has a single exon. NCBI's taxonomy places the organism in Eukaryota, Metazoa, Arthropoda, Insecta, Lepidoptera, Sphingidae. The record is from RefSeq and is a predicted model, not a curated record. Gene Ontology annotation, cellular component: transcription factor TFIIK complex; nucleus.
GAAAUGUCAAAUAUCAGGUGUCAACUGUCAGCAAGCUUGAAUUGUUUGGACCGUUUACGUAAAACUGAUAAAUAUUUCAUCGUUUUUGUAGCCAAUAUUACAGAAAAUGUUUUCAACAAGCUCUCAGAGAAAAUUUUGGACAUUUAGCGACGAAAGCGAAUUGGCGCGGCUUCGGGAAAAGCACAACCUAAACUACAUAUCAAAACAUGGUGCGCACAUCGAUGAGUAUCAACGUUACAACUUUUUUCUAUCGCCGGACGAGGAACGAUUGCUUUUAAAACAGUAUGAACUACAUCUGAAAGAGUUCUGCAAACGAUUCAGCCCUCCAAUGCCAAAAGGCGUAGUGGGUACUGCGUUCCAUUACUUUAAACGAUUUUACCUAUACAAUUCUACAAUGGACUACCAUCCUAAAGAAAUAUUGGCUACUUGUGUGUACCUAGCAUGUAAAGUGGAGGAAUUUAACGUGUCUAUUGGCCAGUUCGUCGCUAAUAUCAAAGGAGAUAGAGACAAAGCUUCUGACAUUAUUUUAAACAAUGAGCUAUUAUUAAUGCAACAACUGAACUAUCAUUUGACUAUCCACAACCCCUUCAGACCAGUUGAAGGCUUCCUUAUUGACAUAAAGACGCGCUGCUCAUUGGCUAACCCAGAAAGACUUCGAUCUGGCAUUGACGAGUUUCUUGAAAAGGUAUUUUUGACAGAUGCAUGUUUGCUUUACGCUCCAUCUCAGAUAGCCCUAGCCGCAGUCCUACACGCAGCGAGUAAAGAACAAGAAAACCUGGACAGUUAUGUAACAGAAAUGCUGUUCAGAGAUGCAGGACCAGACAAAUUGGCUAUAUUGAUAGAAGCAGUUCGCAAAAUACGCUCCUUAGUGAAGAUGGUUGAGAGCCCAGCGAGGGAGAGGGUAAGAGUUAUAGAGAAGAAGCUGGACAGGUGCAGAAACCAGGAGAACAAUCCGGACAGCGAGAUUUACAAACGGAGGAUGAGGGAGUUGCUUGAUGAAGAUGAUAUGCCUCAUGUUAGCUCGAACAGGAUGUCCUUGGAUACAAGUGGUGUGACACAGGUGCUGUCACCUUCAGCAUCUUAGAUUUAGAAAUAAUAAAUAAGGUUAUAAUAUGAUUGAUUUAUUUGUAAAAUAGAAAAAUGUUAUAUUCCAGUUUGCUGCCAUAGAGAAAAAAGACAUGUCUUCAUAAAUUUCUAUGAUAUACAUAAUUGUCCAGAGAAAGAAAAUGUUAGAUAUGACAUUUCUUACUGAUAACAAAUAUGUGUUUCAUUUUAUUUUGAAAAAGAUGUAGGAUGUGUAUUUUUUUACUAUGAUGGCGAUGGUGUCAAAAAUUAUGAUAAAAUUUGAAAGACAGGCAUCUAGACUUAAGUAAACAAUAAAUAAGUACAAAACACAA